Pocillopora meandrina is the source of this 3643-nucleotide messenger RNA. Lineage: Eukaryota; Metazoa; Cnidaria; Anthozoa; Scleractinia; Pocilloporidae. The record is from the annotation of a GenBank genome assembly.
GGGAGACAUCAACACCGACCUAGAAGAAUACAGCACUAAUAUUUCCUGAAUGCCGGGAUAUACGUUUUCUAUGAACGGCACAGUUGAUUCACGCUAUUUGUGUUUACGGUGCAAAAACAUCCUCAAAGAUCCAGUCCAGACGGGUUGUGGCCAUGUUUACUGCAUCUCCUGCAUUCCUCACCUCAAGAGGUAACAGAAUCACUGAUCAUAAUCUCAAUAAAUUUCGAAAAACAAGCCUAAACAAAGCUUUGUUAUAGGAGCUCUGCAAUGUAAAAUAAUCUCAAGGGUUCAUACACCUUUUGCAGAGGUGUGUAGUAAAUAUAUGGAGGUUUUGGUUGGCCGAGGUAGCGAGGAAUCUAAUGCACUCUAGUGAAAUAUUUUGCUCACGUAAAAAAACAAUAGAAUUGCCUACAUUAGCCUCAUCAGUAAAGCAUCCAAAUUUCAACGUUACGAAUUUUUCAAUUGACAGGGAUGAUGGGACUUAUAUCUGUCUUGUUGACAAGGCACCCUUCGCAGCAGACCAGGUAAAUUUGUAAGGACACAUUCUUAACAUGAAAAGGUAUUGUUGGUGUUAAAAGAUCCAAUAUUAAUCAAGUCGAAGACCUGCUUUGAUAACUUUUUUAACGAAAACGUUUCUUUAAUUUGUAUGCAGAUAUUCCACGACAACUUUAUGAAGCGCGAAGUUCUUUCCCUCGUAGUCACAUGCCCUAAUUCAUCGGAUGGCUGUAAGUGGAAAGGAGAAGUGAGACAUAUUGAGGUAAGUCAAAGUAAGAAAAGCCAAAGAACCAAUCAGAAUACAAAUCGCAAGUAGGAUUUAUCUUCUGGAAGGGGAAAGGAGAAAGUCUAAAUUUCAUUGGUUGAGAAGGGGGGGCCAAUUCUUUGGGAAAAAUAAAAUUGACAAUCGCGAUCGAAAUUGCUAUCUUUUUUACCUGUAAAGAAUAAAUCUUCAUAUUCCCUACUAAUCUCCUCUCGAAUCCUAGUCUGUUGUUCUUCGAUGUGUUCUGCCGAAAAAAAAGUUAACUUUUCCUUCUCCCAACAAUGCGCACCGGUAGGCAAAGAUAAUAAUAGUACAGAGUUGUCUUACUUGUACAAAGUGUAUUCUUAGGACUGCUGCUAAACUAUAUCACGCGAGGAAAAAGUCAAACAGCACACAAAGAGCAACGCUUGAUAGAGGCGUUAUAAUUUUCUUUUCCGUCUUCUGUAGAAACACCAGUCUACCUGCCCUGAGGAAAAAGAAAAAUGCUCCAACCAUAACUGUCAAAAACUUGUGAAAAGAUCCGAUCUUCAGCGACAUCAGGAACACGAGUGUCCGUAUCGCACCCAACAGUGCUCCUUGUGCGGUGAUUCUAUGACUGCUGCUGUUCUUAAGGUCAGUUUGAUCACCCUUCUAAAGCUACUUUUACCGCAAUGACACUUCUAAUUCAGGCGCUUUUUAAAUCAUAUGACCAGUGUAGUUUAGUUUGUUUCAAGGACAACACCAUAAUGCCUUGCUUUUCAUAUAUGCGUAUGAUUAAAAUUAACUCUAAACCAUUUGCAAUAAGUGACAACAAAUGGCCAACUCCUUUUAACAUGUCCAGAGCGCCUCUUUCCUUUAUCAUCGGUUUUCCGCGUACAAUUGCAUUCACACGUACCUUUAUUGAAUCAUCUUCAAAACAAAUGAAUUCUCACCAACUGUUUUUGUCUCGAUUCCAAAUUUUUAGACUCAUCAAAUACAGGAUUGCAAAAUGUAUCCCAUUCAAUGUCGCGGAUGUGGAAAAGAAGGAAUUCCGCGAGGAGAGGUAGCCAUGUUUAAAACGUCAACUAAUUGCAUGCACAUUUCUCCUGGUGGACAGCCAAAACAGUUGAACAGAAUUCGAUUAUUACUUUCAGAAAUUUAUCUCAAAGCUAAGGAAGAAGUUUUACCCUAUUCUUAUGAAGCGCUACAUUUGCAUCAGUAUGUGUUAUUUUUGCUGUUGAUUUAUUUCAUUUUUGUAGUGCACUAAAGUCUGCAGAAUUACAUCGUACAGGUGUCCACCUUUCCUUCAAAAAGAGCAAUAAACCAAAUAUUACACUGCUCUUCUAAGACACGGAAAUUUAGAGAAACCCUUCAGAGUUGUCGACGUAAGCUUACAAAUAAGAUUUUUACCCUCCUUUAAUUUCAAUCCUCACAGAUGGAUAGCCAUGUUAAUCCCAUUCAUGGUGACUGUGAGGCGGUCGAGAGGACCUGUGCAUUUGAACAGAUUGGUUGCAGCAACAACAAGGUUCGUAUCAUAAUGAAGGUUUCACCUAGUUGCCUUUUUAAAACUAUUGAAAUAAAAUUUAUCCUUCGUAUGGGCCACCUACCGAAGUGAUAAUAAAGUUCCCCCGGUGUUUCACUAUUCGAAACACUGGCGUGUUAAAUGAAGUCCCCUUCAAAGCCGUUUUAUUGAGAUGUCUAACAUCUUCAAAAACGGCUGCAAAAGAUGUUCAACCAGGGACACUAAAUCUACGAAAAGUUGCAAUAAAAGUAUCAAAAAAGCAAAAACGAUUUGUCAAGUAGAAAUUUCGUUUACACACACCAACCAAAUAAAUAAUCAGGGAUGAUUUUCUUAAAUCCCUGCACUAACAGAAAAUGAAGCAAUCCGAGGUCAAGAAACAUAAUGAGCUGACUGCAAUUUUGCACAUAAAUCUACUUUUGACGAGUGUUCUUCGGCUGGAGGAGCAAGUUAAAAGUCAGCUCUCUAUGGGUGGUGCAUGGGGUGGUGGCACCUCCGAUCAGUGGAUGAGACGAUCGGAGAUGACCAUCGCUAACGCCAUAUCAAGCAUCGACACAGUGGUACGCGAGCAAACCGACUUACGACAGAAGCUAGAAGAUAAUUCUAUGAGACUUGUGUCGAUGGAAAAAAGAGUUUCAACCCAUAGAGACCAGUUCCCACAAUCGGCAACUUUCUCUUCGUUACAACCACUCCCCAUUUCGGACCAGAUUUCACGACGUCUCACAAAUGCCGAAAAUGGCACCAAUAACAUCGAGUUCUUAGUAAACGAAACAAGGCGUGAGUUGAACGAAGUCAGACAAGAAGUAUCGUCUGUUAAACGCCAAUUGGAUGGCGCAGUGGACAGUAUUAGACGACUCGAACGAAGAAUGGAGUCUGUGGAACACAAUUUGGCGCUCAGAAAUGUUGUUUUGUCGGAUAUCGAAGAACAUAUUCAACAGCAGCAAGUUUCUACAUAUAAUGGGAUCUUACUCUGGAAAAUAUCGGAUUUUGCACGUAAGAAAAAUGAUGCGGUAACUGGGCGAGAGGUCUCAAUAUAUAGCCCGUGCUUUCAUACCAGUGAGCAUGGUUACAAAAUGUGCGCGCGACUUUACUUAAACGGCGAUGGAAUGGGUAAAGGAACCCAUCUGUCGCUGUUCUUCGUUGUCAUGCGUGGAGACUACGAUGCAUUGCUCCGCUGGCCAUUCAGACAGAAGGUGACCUUCAUGCUAUUAGAUCAAGAUAACGUAGAGCACGUGGUUGAUGCUUUCAGACCCGAUCCAAACAGCUCAUCGUUUCAAAGGCCACGAAGGGAAUCAAACAUUGCGAGUGGGUGCCCGAUGUUUUGUUCUCUAUCGGAGUUAAAUAACCACGCCUAUGUGAGAGACGAUGUUAUGUUCCUGAAAGUUAUUGUAGACACGACAGAUCUCUGA